Molecule: messenger RNA, 1596 nt
Organism: Colletotrichum phormii
Lineage: Eukaryota; Fungi; Ascomycota; Sordariomycetes; Glomerellales; Glomerellaceae
Product: FAD binding domain-containing protein
Exons: 1
Coding region: 1-1596 (531 amino acids)
Biological process (GO): steroid metabolic process
Cellular component (GO): cytoplasm; membrane
Molecular function (GO): Delta24(24-1) sterol reductase activity; FAD binding
Source: RefSeq, a predicted model, not a curated record
AUGGAGCGCCACCAGAAAACCGUCUCCAAGAUCGCCGCCGCGGUGCGCUCCUUCUUCGACCGCAAGGAACCCUACCGCAUCUUCCACGGCUCGACAAACAGCACCCGGCCCUUCCGCCGCGACCGUGUCGUCGACAUCUCGGCCCUCGGCAGUGUCCUCGAGGUCAACAAGGCCCGCCGCACCGCCCUCGUCGAGCCAAACGUCCCCAUGGACCGCCUCGUCGAGGGCACCCUCCGCCACGGCCUCAUCCCCCCCGUCGUCAUGGAGUUCCCCGGCAUCACUGCGGGCGGCGGCUACGCGGGCACCGCCGGCGAGUCCUCGAGCUUCAAGCACGGCUUCUUCGACGACACCAUCAACGAGGUCGAAAUGGUCCUCGCCGACGGGCAGGUCGUCCGCGCCAACCGCACCAACGAGCGCGCCGACCUGUUCCGCGGCGCCGCGGGCGCGGUCGGCACGCUCGGCGUCACCACCAUGAUUGAGCUGCAGCUCGUCGAGGCGAAAAAGUACGUAAAGACAACGUACCACCGCACCCACAGCGUCGCCGAGGCCGUCGAGACCGUCCAGGCCGAGACGCUCAACGCCGAAAACGACUACGUCGACGGCAUCCUCUUCUCCAAGGACCACGGCGUCGUCAUCACCGGCAAGCUGACGGACGAGAUCCCCGCGGACCGGAAGCCGCAGACCUUCAGCGGCGCCUGGGACCCCUGGUUCUACCUGCACGUCAAAGACCGCACCCUCACCGCCGGCUCCGCCAACAGCGAAGCCGCAGUGGCGACGUCCUCAUCCUCUCCGUCGUCCACCGUGGUCGACUACGUGCCCCUGGCCGAGUACCUCUUCCGCUACGACCGCGCCGGCUUCUGGGUCGGCGCCGCCGCUUUCGACUACUUCAAGUACGUCCCCUUUACGCGCUUCACCCGCUGGUUCCUCGACGACUUCUUGCACACGCGCAUGCUCUACCGCGCCCUCCACGGCAGCGGCGAGUCAGCCCGCUUCGUCGUCCAGGACCUCGCCCUCCCCUACAAGAACGCCGAGCGCUUCGUCGACUACACGGCCGAGAACUUUGACAUCUGGCCGCUGUGGCUCUGCCCGCUGAAGCAGACCGCCCCGCCGACGUUCCACCCGCACACGGGCGAGGUCGAGACUCUGCCAGCAGCCGAAGGUAGCAGCAGCAGCAGCAGCAGCACGGUAACGGCCCCCAAACCGAUGCUCAACAUCGGCCUCUGGGGCUGGGGCCCCUCGGACCCCGCCGAAUUCGUCUCCAAGAACCGCGCCCUCGAGCACAAGCUCCGCGAGCUGGGCGGCAUGAAGUGGCUGUACGCGCACACGUACUACACCGAAGACGAGUUCUGGCAGGCCUACAACAACAAGAGCUGGUACGAGGCCCUGCGCGAAAAGUACAAUGCCACGACGCUGCCGACCGUAUACAACAAGGUGAAAGUCGACGUCGAGGCCCGCAAGGGCGAGAAGAAGGGCUGGCGCGACGUCCUCAAGUCCAAGCCGCCCAUUGGCGGUCUGUAUGGUAUCUAUAAGGCUAUUCAGAGCAAGGAUUACCAUUUGCACCGCCGGGCUGAGUGGAAGUGGAAGGGUGAUAAAUGA